AUGCGAAGUUACUUAGAUAUACUUAAAAGCAUUCGUCAACAUGGUGAAUUGAUUGAAGGUCGAAAUGGUUUUACUAUUUCUUCUUUUGGCGAACGUUUCCGUCACGACUUACGCAAAGGGUUUCCUCUACUAACUGUCAAACAAGUACCAAAACGCGCACCACUUGCUGAAAUGUUUGCUUUCUUGCGCGGUGAAACAAACAACCAAGGUUUUGAAGAUUUGGGCUGUAAAGUAUGGCGUCCUUGGGCACUUGAUCAUGAAGUAUCUACAAUUGUUUCUGAAGAUCGAAACGUCUUGAUCGAACGAGCCCACAACAAAGGCAUUAUUGCAGAACCAACAGAAGAAGCAUUUGUUGCGGCUGAAAAGAUUGCCAAUGGUAAAGUUCAAGAAUAUAAUGCUGCGCGUUUAGCUGCUGCUGAAAAAGCUGUAGAAAAAAUUACUACCGAGCGUUCUAACUUGACUCAACAAAUUGAUAGUCUUCCUGAAGGUAGCGAAGAACGUAAAAAGUUGGUGGAACAGUUAAAUUCCCUUGAUGAUGCAUGUUCCGAUCUACAAGCGAUUAGUUAUGAAGCUGUGAAUAAGUUCAUGGAAGAGAAUGAAGCACCUCCAUCAUUUUACAAAUUGUUAGAAUCAAAAGGUGUUUCAACUACACGUAAGAAAAUUACCAAUGAAAAAGGCGAUCUUGGUCCGAUCUAUGGGCAACAAUGGCGACACUGGAAAACAACCAAAGGAAUUGAAAUUGAUCAGAUCAAAUAUGUAAUCGACGAACUUACAACUGAUCCUCACUCUCGUCGAAUUGUUUUAAAUGGUUGGAAUCCUGAAUUUAUUCCACCUUCUUUUGCACGUAGUAGCUUGGGCGUGAAAGAGCAAAUUGACUUCUCAAUUGAAAAUGGCUAUCAAGCAUUGCCACCAUGUCAUCUAAUGACCAUCUUUAAAACAACUGGUCAGGGUCGUGUGCUAAAUCUACAUCAGAUCAUGCGCUCUUGUGAUGUUCCAAUUGGUUUACCAUUUAACAUUGCAGGGUAUGCAUACUUGUUAAAGAUCAUGGCGAAACAACUGAAGAUGGAAGCAGGUGAAAUGAUCAUCGAUAUUACAGAUGCUCAUAUCUACGAGAAAAACAAAUCGGAAGUUUCUGAAAUGUUAUCUCGUGACCCAAUGGAACUCUGUGAACUCACUAUUCCAGAUGGUAUCGAUAUCACCGACAAGUCCACUUUGACCAACGAAAACAUUGACCGUAUUCUUGAAAACGUUCAAGGCUACAAGUCACAUCCAAAAAUCAAAAUGGAAGUUUCUGUUUAA
Molecule: messenger RNA, 1299 nt
Organism: Habropoda laboriosa
Lineage: Eukaryota; Metazoa; Arthropoda; Insecta; Hymenoptera; Apidae
Product: thymidylate synthase-like
Exons: 1
Coding region: 1-1299 (432 amino acids)
Biological process (GO): dTMP biosynthetic process
Cellular component (GO): cytosol
Molecular function (GO): thymidylate synthase activity
Source: RefSeq, a predicted model, not a curated record